AUGGUCGUAUUAUUCGUAAAAGGCGAUAGUUUUUGGUUAUUACUAGUCGUAUGGCUCUUAUUCGAGAUCCAUGCAGAGAUUCUAUCCAUAGAAGAUUCAAAUUCCUUAGAGACCGCCCUAUCUUCCAACAAGAAUUUCGUUCUAUUGUCUUACGCCGUAAAUUGCCGUUUUAGCCGAAAAUUCUUGCCCGUAUUUCGUGACGUGUGCGACAUCGCUGGAUUAGAAUGCGGAAAACUGAUUUGCUCGAAUAAUCGCGAGUUGUGCGUAAAGGGCAACGUAAGAGGAGUCCCGAACGUCAAGGUAUAUACAGAAGGAAAGGUCAUUUAUCGAAACGAGGGAUUCAUGACACUAGACGAAUUCCUGGAUGAGAUAGACAACUUGAACUUGAAAUGAUUUGUAACUUCGAAUUUUGAUUCCUUUCUCCUUCAAUUUUUUUU
Gordionus sp. m RMFG-2023 is the source of this 437-nucleotide messenger RNA. RefSeq lists its product as uncharacterized. The record is from RefSeq and is a predicted model, not a curated record. The coding region runs from base 1 to 393 and encodes 130 amino acids. The transcript is spliced from 4 exons. Lineage: Eukaryota; Metazoa; Nematomorpha; Gordioida; Chordodea; Parachordodidae.